CAUCAAAAUUAGCAUUUUAUCUACUAUAUUAUUAUUAUAUAUAACUGUUGUUGACAAAUCCACGUGGUGUCUGCCCUGCCGCCAUGGCCAGCAUGCCGAAAGUGUUUGUACGCCAAAUCAAUGCGGGCGUGGUGUUGAGUCGCGAGCUGAGCAUGAAGAUCUUCAGCUACGAUGCCAUGAGUCAGGAGUUCUCGCAGCUGGACAAUGAAAUAUGCAAGAUACGCAAGCAGCAGGACGAUAUGGAGAACAGUCUGGCCGAGGCACUGGCGGAGGAUGAGUACGAGCGUUGUCUGAACUCAAGUUCACAGCAGCUGCCCCAGCAGUAUGUGCCCAGCGAGGAGGAGUUCUAUGAGAUAUUCAAGCAGCAUCUGAGUCGCAUUAUUGAGAAGCUGACUGCCAAAUACGAGCGCAAAAUCUAUUUGGAGCUAGACAUGCGUAAGUUGAAGCUUUGCAUUGAGAAGGGCAUUGUGGCAGCCAAUGAGGAGACUGCGGCAGCUGAGGCAGCCGCCAACAACUGAUGCGUCUUCGCAAAUGAAGUCGGUGGAAAUCUGUAUUUGAGUUUCAAUAUAUAUACAUAAAAAUCGCCCACAAGCUAGCUGAGAUAUAUUAAAAUUCAAGAGUUCAAGAGCUCAUUCGUUGUGGAAUGCAAUCAAAAUAGAAACAACUCAAAGGUUUCAACACACAUGCACACACACACACUCGCGCACAUUUUUCACAUUGUACUCGUUUUAGUUGUAAAUUGUCCUACUUCAAUAUACUAUACAAAUAUGUGUUUUUUUUUUUGCUCGUGCUGUGCAGUCGAGCACAAGU
This is a messenger RNA of Drosophila busckii, 810 nucleotides long. RefSeq lists its product as uncharacterized. The transcript has a single exon. The record is from RefSeq and is a predicted model, not a curated record. Lineage: Eukaryota; Metazoa; Arthropoda; Insecta; Diptera; Drosophilidae. Bases 84 to 518 code for a protein of 144 amino acids.